This is a messenger RNA of Paracoccidioides brasiliensis Pb18, 1866 nucleotides long. RefSeq lists its product as uncharacterized. Bases 1 to 1866 code for a protein of 621 amino acids. The transcript is spliced from 4 exons. The record is from RefSeq and is a predicted model, not a curated record. Gene Ontology annotation, molecular function: 3'-5'-RNA exonuclease activity; RNA binding.
AUGGCUGCUAUGCAUCCGCCCUCCCCGAAGUUGGACCGUUAUGUCGUUAUCCAUGUUGCUACCACCUGCGAUGAACAUGGCGUAUACGUCACCAAAGACUCCGCUGAAGUUAUCGAACUGGGCUGGAUAUUGUUGGACGCGGAAAACUGCAAGGAGCUUCAUCGAGAGAGUGUGCUGGUAAAACCAGUCAACACCCCCAUAACUCCCCUAUGCACAAGCCUGACCACCCUCACCUGGGAACAUGUCCGCUCGGCAGGUACUUUUCGGGAUGCCAUCAACCAGUUUGAUGCUUUUGCUCAAGAGCACCUCCUCUCAAAGAAUUUCGAGUUUUCCUUCGUAACUCUGGACUCUUGGGAUAUGCGUGUCCAGCUCCCCCGUGAAGCCAGAGACAAAGCUGUAGUCCUUCCCCCGUACCUGCAACACUCGCGUACUUUUGACCUGCGGACGGAAUAUCAGCGAUGGCAGCAGCACCACCCGGAAUCCCUCCCUUUUGGCCCGAGUGAUCUGGCCAACAUCUGUGCUGCUCUCGAGGUUGAGCCCAUGCAGUCUUCCGCUCCCAUCAAACAUAAUCUUCCCUUCCAUCUCCAGGCCCUGGCUCCUGCCUCGCCAAGGCGUGCCAUGGAGGAGGCAAUCACUCUGGCUCGAGUCCUUCACGGGUUGAUUAGAAAGUCACAGCCGCCCCACGAGCAUCCUGAGAUCCUCACCCGCCCCAUGGAUGCACGAGCUGAUGUCCGUGCCUUUUUGGCUGAACGCAGCAAGGUCCUUCAUAUGAGUGGCCUGCCGCACGACACCACCCAGUCCGAGCUGGAGAGUUGGUAUACCCAGUUUGGAGGCCGUCCAAUUGCUUUUUGGACCUUGAGAACACCUGACCAGCACAAGCCCACUGGAACUGGAUUUGCGGUGUUCUCAUCUCACGAGGAGGCUGCGGAGAGCCUUUGCAUGAACGGUCGUGCUCUCAACGACAAAGCCAUCGAAGUAUCCCCUUCCUCUAGCCGCGUCCUGGAUCAUGCUGCUGAAAUCCUUACCCCAUUCCCUCCCAGUAAGAAUCGUCCCCGCCCUGGUGACUGGACUUGCCCGUCCUGCGGAUUCUCUAAUUUCCAGCGUCGUACUACAUGCUUCCGCUGUUCUUUCCCAGCUGUUGGUACUGGCCCGGACCCAAUGGCAUAUGGAGGCUACGGUUACGGCCCACCAUCGAUGAUGCCCCCACCACAUCAUAUGGGACACCAUGUAGGCCAUGGAGGCCACUCGCGAGGCAUGGGCGGCAACGGCGGCGUUGUCCCAUUCCGAGCUGGUGACUGGAAGUGCGGUGCAGAAGGUUGUGGCUACCAUAAUUUCGCGAAGAACAUCAACUGCCUUCGCUGUGGUGGUCCCCGCUCCGGCGCUGCUGUUGUGGCUGAUUCCGCUUUUCCCUCUCCCAUGGAACCCCCCUCGGGCUUCGGAAUGGGCCCCCCAUCCAUCACUAGCACCCCAGGCCCAGGCCCUUUCGCCUCUAGUGCAGGUGCCUUCGGUGCCUUUGGUGCCUUCGGCCAGCAAUUUGGUGGGCCCCCAAGCACCUAUGCGUUGCCCUCAGGCAUUGGGGCUGCUUCUGGUCCCUACCCUCCAAUGGGUCAAAUGGGCCAAAUGAACCCUCCUUACGGGUCGGCCAACGUAUCCCACUCCGCUGCCUCAUUUGGUAACCCGGCCACCCAGGCUGCUUUCACUAGUGCAGACCACGUCCCCCAGGCUGUUGGAGCCUCCUCCAACGGCAACUUCUAUGGUAAUGAUGGCGCAGCUGAUCCCUUCGCCUUCUUGACCACGGGCCUCGGUGCAUUGGCUGUGGAUGACGGCCGCAGGAACGGUGCUGCUUCUAACAAAUCCCCAGCAUAA